Molecule: messenger RNA, 1469 nt
Organism: Culex quinquefasciatus (southern house mosquito)
Lineage: Eukaryota; Metazoa; Arthropoda; Insecta; Diptera; Culicidae
Exons: 4
Coding region: 431-1159 (242 amino acids)
Source: RefSeq, a predicted model, not a curated record
AUGCGUUUGUUUUAGUUUUACAAACAGUCUUAUUUUGCUUAUUAAAUCCAUCUGAAGAAAAUAAAGUUAUCUACGUGCGUAUUACGUGUACGUACACGAAGAGUUUUUAGGUUGAAAUUUGUACCGGCCUGCAUAAAAAAGGAAUCGGUCCAGUCUUAGCGGAGUGUGUGUCUUUUUCGAAAAUAUGAAAAACGGGGUCAAUGGUUCCGGGCACAAUCGCAACAGUAAUAAUUCUUCAGCCAGUACAUGCCAGGCAAAGUGUCAUCUUUUAACGAUGUCUGGCCCCAUAAAAUUCGAGCAGUAGCAGCAGUUGCAUCUCCGUUCAAAGUUUCGCGCUGUAUCGGGUGAGAAUUGCUAGUAAACCGUUGAUGGCUCAGAUGCUCCCAGCAAUAGACAAAAUUUGGCGCCGUAAAUUGGCCCCGGGCGGAAAAUGACUCCCCUCAAGUACAGUAAAACAUGGCCAUCGAUCCUAACGAAGAUGGCCGUCGUUCAGCUGCGCGUCGAUUCCCGGGGUAGAACGUACAGCUCGAUCGUGGAACCGGCCUGCCUGACGGGCCCGACCAAUCUGGUCGAAUCGAAUCCAAACUUUUGCGUGAUGGGCGCCGGAUAUCCGCAAAUUCUGGUGCAAACCCCGGGCGGUGGCAACGGAACCUGUGAACUGCCGCCGCCCCUGCCGGAUGUGGCCAACGUGGGGGACAACUCGGUAGUGCAAGUCGUGGGUCAUCAUUGUCAGUGUGGUGGUAGAGGAGGAGGUGGAGGAGCAGGGAGUGGCGGGGGAAGUUGUGAUGGUGGGGCCAGUGUUGAUCGUUUCCGAAGGCACCGCUUCCGAUCGGAGUCGAUCAAGAUCGACAACUGGGAUUACAUCUACACCGAGAAGAUGCCACUGAAGGCGGUUGGCAGUGGAGUGGGGAGUGCACCGCCAGACCAUCACCACCACCCAGCGUGCGGGGACCACCGGUGCAUCUCCGGCCAGGCCGCCCUCAAAGCGUCCACCCUGCGGCGUCAUUACUACCCCGAGGGGGACUGGGGCUGGGUCAUCGUGCUCGUCGGCAUGCUCAAUAUGAUCCUGAACCACGGAGUGCAAAUUUCGGGUCCACUUUACCUGCUGCCGGCCGGGGAGCGUUUCCGGCAGAGUGCCGUCAACAGUGCAGGUGAGUGAGGGUGAGGAAGUGACCCAAUUUCCGAAAUUUUAGGAACCGAGAGGGGACAAAAUUGGGCCAAUAAGUUGGGGAGAGUGAUGUGUAAUGCAUUGAUUUGCAAACCCCUGAAAGUAGGCUUUGAGCUUCGACGAGGACCACUUGAUUAUAUUUCCGUAAGAUUCUAAAGCCGUUGCCGGGAAAUAUCAUGGUAAUAAUUCAACAGAAUUGAUAAAGUUUCUGAGUUCAUGUGUUUAUUUUUAAGGGAUUAUGGUGGAGUUUUGAUAAAACGCUAAUUUUUGAUUGCACAUCGAGAAAAUUUCUAGAGCUGAA